AUGCUGUCCUGGUUCAUCAACUCCGGCCUCGUCCUGGCUGCUUUACUGGUCCUUCCUGCUGUCGCCGCACCGACCGUUGCCAACAAAGAUGCCUCAGCCAUUUCUAGGUAUGGCAUCGAAGAGCUUACGUGGGAGCUUCAGACUGCUCCCGGAGGUCCUGCCGUGAACGUUACAGGCACCAUUGAGCAAGCCUACAAGCACAUGAAAACCAUUAAUCCAGGCUUCAUCUCCGAUUUUGGCUUUGACCAACCAGUCAACGUCUCUUCGCUCUCCACGCCCCUCGAGUCACGCGGAUACACGAUCGAUCACAUCACUUGCGACGUCUUUGAAUGGGCCUUCCUGGAGGAAAUCCAAACGGGCAUGUUCUACCUGAACAAGGUCCCCGGCAAACCGACCAACGGCCCUGGCCCUGGUAACUGUGGUCGGGUCAGUUGCUCAUACGGUGCUGCUAUCUACUGGUGCAAUGAUACCGUUGUCAACAACUGCCCUCAAAGUAUAGGUUCGUGGAACAUGGGACCGUAUGCGGAAUUGACCAAGGGUCAGAUCUUCAUGACGGAUAAUUGGAAUGUCAUUGUUAGGGCGUGUUGGGUGGGUUCCUGGCUGUACGUGGUGCAAAGAAAGAGGGGAGUCACCCAUGGCUUGAAGCCCAUGGGGACCAGAUACGAGCUUACUCAGGAAUGUUGGCGAUGGUUAUGA
Messenger RNA from Neurospora tetrasperma FGSC 2508, 696 nucleotides. RefSeq lists its product as uncharacterized. NCBI's taxonomy places the organism in Eukaryota, Fungi, Ascomycota, Sordariomycetes, Sordariales, Sordariaceae. The record is from RefSeq and is a predicted model, not a curated record. The coding region runs from base 1 to 696 and encodes 231 amino acids. The transcript has 4 exons.